This is a messenger RNA of Linum trigynum, 1230 nucleotides long. NCBI's taxonomy places the organism in Eukaryota, Viridiplantae, Streptophyta, Magnoliopsida, Malpighiales, Linaceae. The record is from the annotation of a GenBank genome assembly.
AGCAGCUUUCUGUAUAAGUUGGAACCGUCAAAUCCUGCGGCUAUGCUUUCAAAUUUCAAGAGCUUGUUUGGAUUGUAUCUGGUAUAUCCAUGUUCGUGGGGAGAUUUUGCAGAGCUGUGAUGGACCAGUGGUUGUGUUUUUGUUGACUAUGAAUAGAUUCAGUUUUCACUAUACUUGUAGACUGCAUCAUGAGAGAUGACUUCGCAUCGUAGUCCUACAUUGGAGUUUACAGAGUGAUGUGAUGUAGAGGAGGAAGGAUGUACUAAGCUCCAUUAGUUAUCGAUAUGAACUGAUUGUAUCCUCACUAUAGCUCGCAGAUUGCCAAGAACCCAAAGUACUAUGAUUCAUUGAUUUUCUGAUUGCUUAUGUCUAUACUGCCUGUUAAGGCAAUUAGCUGCAGCAACUCUUACUUAGUUAGCUGCUGAUAUGUUUCAUUUAACUUUGUGCUCGCAACAGGAUGUUCUAUGGUCCAGGUGGACCUUAUGCCUUGUUUGCCGGAAAGGAUGCCAGCAGAGCACUGGCAAAGAUGUCCUUCGAGGACAAGGACUUGACGGGAGACAUCUCCGGCCUAGGUCCUUUCGAGAUGGAAGCCUUGCAGGACUGGGAAUACAAGUUCAUGAGCAAGUACGUGAAGGUCGGUAGCAUCAAGAAGGAAGUCCCAGUAACUGAUGGUUCCUCCAGCGAGCAACCAGCAACUGAAAAUGGCGAUGCCAAGCCUGCUACCACCGAAGCAGACGAUGCGAAGCCAGCCGAAGAUGCUCCAUCUACGGCAGUGGAGCAUAACGAGGUUCCUCCAACAAGUGUUGAGUCCAAAGAGGAUUGAAACUGUAGAGGACAAUUCUUGUGGCUGUGGAGAGCGAACUUCUGAAGGAGAGAUGAUGCCAUGAGAGAGAUGUAUGUAUAAGACGAUGAAAUUCGGUGGGUUAUUUCUUAUUACAUAGGGGUUUAGUUUUGUUAUUUUCAGCUUUCUCAUCUCCAACUCAAACAUGUUUCUGUCACAAACAAGACAUUAGCUUUCAUAUGUUUUUGUCUAAUAAGAACACCAUUCCGUGAUUUAGGCUCUUUACAUGGUGGCUGGGGAAACGAAGAACCUUAGUAAUAUGAGAGAUUGUUCAAGUUUCAUUUUGAUUCCGGUGAAACUCGCCGCCUUUAAUCUUCCUCAGCUAUCUAGUUAUUCAUUGUUCCAGUGAACUUCACAAACUACAUCUACAAUCAAUCAGUGCAUCAAAG